Cyprinus carpio (common carp) is the source of this 3190-nucleotide messenger RNA. RefSeq names its product cell adhesion molecule CEACAM5-like. NCBI's taxonomy places the organism in Eukaryota, Metazoa, Chordata, Actinopteri, Cypriniformes, Cyprinidae. The record is from RefSeq and is a predicted model, not a curated record.
AUAAACUGGUUGGGUGUGUCACGUUAACUCUCUCAAGUUCUUAGAGAAUUCACACCAUCUCGCAUUCCUGUCUGUCGCUCCAGGGACUCACACCUCUCCAUAUGGAUUUCUCUAACUUUAGGCUGCCUUUGCUCAUUUUGGCCGCUCUUGGAUGCUGUUCCGCGAACGGCCCACUUCUCGACACCACAACGAAAGGCGUUAUCGGUAAAAAUGUGACCUUCAAGACAACAAUCACCUCAACACAGGAUUUUCUAACCAUAACAUGGAAUUUCAACAAAAAUUCAGUAAUUUCACCGAUAAUUACAAAUGUCCUAGUAACAAACACCAAUAACAUUGAUAAGAAAUACGCCAGCAGAAUCAUCUACAAUAAUACAACAGGUGAGCUUCAGCUCGGGCCGCUGGUGAAGGAAGAUGAAGGGGAAUAUAAUCUCAAUAUAGUCACUAACAAAGGAGAUUCACUGUCCGGACAGAUUGAUCUUGAAGUUCUUGAACCCAUAACUGAUGUCAAGAUUUCAUCCAAUCUACCUGAACCUGUAGAGUUCAACAGCACUGUGGUUCUUUCCUGCUCUGCCAAAGGCUCCUUUACUUACAAGUGGCUGAACGAUUCAGUCCCGUUGGUGGUGGAUGGCACACAUAUAAAACUGAAUGCAGCUGGCAAUGAACUAACUAUUGCUGAAGUUCACCGUACAGAUCUGCGAGGACCUAUCAUCUGCAUUGCAGAGAAUGCACUGGAGUCAGGGAAGAGCCCUCCCUUCAAUCUCACUGUGAGCUAUGGCCCAGAGAAAGUCGUCAUGACACAAACUCCAACAGAUUCAUUCCUCAAGAAAGGUUCUAACUUAACCCUCGCAUGCUCAGCCCAGUCUGACCCUCCUGCUCAGCUUCAGUGGAUGUUUAAUGGGGAGGCGAUACCUCAGAAGACCACGGCCAACAUUACCCUCACCAGUAUAGAGGAAAAACACAGUGGAAACUAUAGCUGUGUGCCCUACAAUGCAAAGACCAACCGCUACGUUUCCUCGCAGGUUGCUGUGGUGUCUGUUCUGGAGGCCUUAUCUGGAACACAUAUCUCCAGCUCCUCAUCAGUUCUCAUCGCUGGCAACAGCACGGUCAACAUCACCUGCUCUGCAGCUGCCGGUAAAGCUGAAAGCGUGGAAUGGCUGAAGGACAGCAAAUCUGUGGCUUCUAGUGACCGUAUAGUUCUCUCAGCUGACAAGAAUACUCUGACCAUUGUUAAAGUUGUUAAAGAGGAUGCUGGCAACUACACGUGCCAACUAAAGAACAAAGUUAACAAAGACGAAAGCACCUAUGUGAUGGUGAUCAACUAUGGUCCAGAAAGUGUGAAAAUAGAAGGGAAGAAGGCAGUGAAGUUUGAAGAACGUGCAGUAUUAAAAUGCUCUGCAGACUCUGUUCCUCCCAGUAUAUUCUCAUGGAAGCUCAAUGAUACAGCAAUGAACAGCAGCCAGGCAGACAAUAUUAUUGAGAAGGCCAGUGUCAAGAACAGUGGCACGUACACCUGCAAGGCAUUCAACCCUAUCACAGGAAUGACGAAAACAAUGACACACAAUCUCGCAGUCACAGAGGUCGGUACAGUAGACGAGGGCCUGUCUGGUGGAGCCAUUGCUGGGAUUGUAAUUGCCGUGCUUGUGGCCGUGAUCAUCCUCGCUUGUAUUAUAAAGUGCAAGAAAAAGUCAGGCACAGACAUUCCAUCUCCAUAUUAAAUCGAGAUGUGGCGGUGAAGUGACCCGAGCAUAUCUUCAAGAGCAACCCUUCAGCCAUUUAUCAGUCUUUUUUUAUCUGCAAAAGCCUUCUAUCAAGGCAACUGGAAAAACUGCCCUCACAAGUGACUUAAUACUGAAGGUUUGGCCCUUUCAGGAGCUCAGCGUGUUUAUAAAUGUCCAUUGUUUUUCUGUUAUACUCUGUGCAAACGUACCCCAAUCUUAAGGACACGAUAGAGGUCGACGGCGAGACCGUUUACCCUUAUCUGCAUCUCUUCCUUCCCUUGGCUGAAGUGGACAGCUUCCUUUGUUUCUCAAGAAACAUGAUCCAGCCUCCAUCACCCUCUCAAUCCUUCACCUGACCCUAAACCGACAGCUCGGCUUGACGUCACAGAGGUCAGUUUGAAAGAGCUCUGUUUUGGGUAACAAAAUCCACCCUGAAAUGCACUGAGGGGUGACGAGACCAUCACGUGUUUGAGAUCUCAACGCACCCACAAGGCACUGAAACAUCGAGAUUUUAAGACCUGUUCAACAUGCCCGGAAGUCCCAAGGCAAUGAAGAUAUGCGGGGCCGACUUGACUUGAAGCUGAAGGCUCUGUUGAGCUGUCGAUGGAAGGUCAUUCGUGGCAAAGCGUGCCUUGCAGAUUAAAAGCUUCUUACACCUUUGCCAUGUUUUGCUACACUUUUUUAACCCCUCGUCUCUUCCCAUGUCUCUUAGUGAGCCAUACACAUUGUAUUUUAAGAGUAAGGCGAGAUCCAACAUGCUUGAACUCGGGAAGCGGGAAAAAAAAAUGCAUUUUUGCGGACAAUGACAUACCACAGUUUUGCAGCGAAAUUGCUACUCUGUCCUUGGGCGUCCCCACAACGAUUCGUCCUGCUGUAAUCAGGAUUCCAAUGGAUCUCUAAAACAGGAAUGUUUUCAAAAUCACCUUCAGUUAACACAAACAUAUCUGAAGUUUAAAUCUGAAAGUGUUUGUAUUAAUACGCUGAUUUAAGCUGAUUAUUGCAUUCCAGUAUGUGAGAUUUUUUUUUUCUUCUUAUCAACAGAUGUCUGAUACUGAUUCUUUCCUUCAUUUUUUCAUUCGAUUUUUUUCCUCUUCGACCAAGACAUGGAUCUUGAAGAUCUUGUAUUGAUCUGUUUGAUGUUGCGCAGAUCUCUUUAGAUAGAGAUGCAUCUGUAUAGAAUUUCAGCUUGUCUCAGCCAUAAUUCCUGGUAUUUCCCCUUCAUUUUUAGAGAUUUCUAAAUUAAUCCCUUCCUUUUUUGGAAAUAAUCUUUUUAAAGAUUUAUGGCUGAAAAAAAAAGCAAAAAGCCUCUGCUCUUUUAUGGCAAUAUAUUUUCAAUUGUAUUUCAAAAUAGACAAAAAAAUGGCCAAGUUAAAUAAAUUGCUGAAAAAUUUGCAUAAAUAUGUUUUUAAUAAGUUUUGGUUAAUUUUAUCUAUUUAUAUAUUUCUGGGACUUUUUUUUAAUCAUCAGUCUAA